UCGAUAUCUCUCACUCUUUCUCCAAGCGGAGGCAGAAGAAAUAAAGAGCUCCUCAUCGUCGGCCUUCGGCGCCCCCAAAUCCAUCACAGGAACCCUGGUCAACGCCGCGAUCGAUCCUUUUUGCCGUAAUCUCCAAUCCGGAAAAUAAAAAUAUAAUCUUUAUUCCUCAAAUUGGUAAGUUAUAGACAGAGAUCGAUCGAGGAGGAAUUCGUAGUUGGAAUGGCGACAGUGGUUGCUGGUGAUAGUAGUUCUCUGAAUCCAUCUUUUGCUAUCCAAGAAGCAGGAAGCAGGAACAAGAGAAAAUUCCAUGCUGAUCUGCCGCUGGUGGACUCAAAUGCGCUAGCCGAUGCAUUGCAAACAGAGUUGCCGAAUUUCGAUUUGUUCCCCGCAGAGCAAACCUCCGAGAUUCCCAGCCUCGAACACCAUGAGGGCGAGUGUGAUAUGUGUAGGACUCAUAUGUUUGGGUUCAAAGAGGGACCAGAGUUGGAUGAAUUCCAAGAUGUUGAUUGGAGUUGCCUCACAGAAUCCCAGCUUGAGGAAAUCUUGCUUGAUAACUUGGAUGUGGUCUUUAUGACCGCAAUUAAGAUGAUAACUUCUCAUGGGUACACUAAGGAAGUUGCAACGAGUGCUGUAUUGAGCUCAGGGCUCUGUUACGGCUAUAAGGAUACCGUAUCUAAUGUUGUGGACAAUGCAUUGGCAUUGCUGAGGAGAGGACAACAGGUGGAUUCCUCUUCCAAAGAGAACAUUUCCAAGAAUUUAAAGGAGUUGGAGAAGAGGGUGUUGGCGGAGAUGAUUAGUGUGCUUAGAGGGGUUCGACCAUUUAUUAGUACAGGUGAGGCCUUAUGGUGCUUACUGAUGUCCGAUGCUAAUGUUACCCAAGCUUGUGCAAUGGACAGCAGUUCAUCAAACGCUGUCAUUAGUGAUGAGUACUUGGGCACUUCUGUUGCCGCAAAGUUAGAAUCAGGGUCAGAGUCCAAUGACACUAUUCCAGUAAGUUCUAAAAGUAAUGUUCGAGGAGUCAUACCUUGUUCUGAUAUUGCCCAGCAAUCUGAACCUGGAAAGAUGAUGGUGAUCCCAAGUCUACCUCAUGGAAAGUUCUCAGCCUCUAAUGAGAAUGACCUGGUUUCAAAACCUAAAGCUAUGAAAGAAAGUUUGAUUUCUUCAUCGAACCAUGUUGGAGAAUCUUCUUCUUCAAUAGUUUCUCGGUCUCCUCAAGAAGAGAAAUCAGUUAGUGGUAAAAAGGUCCAUGUAGGUUGUUCCAAAAGAGGAACUGUCCAACACAGGUCAGUCCAUGUUGAGAAGAGCUAUCGACCAUUGGGAACUAAAGCGGUUUCGAGAGCAUGUAGACAAAGUGGCUCGGGUAGCUUAAUCAUGGAUAGGAAAUGCAAACAAAUCUCAGAUGCUACAAGCAUAAGUUUGAAGAGCUCCUCAUUGAAGCCAGGGGAAGCUACAGGAACUGAGAAAUCAUUUGCAGAUGCUAACCUUAACCUUUCUUUUAGUCAUGGAUACUCAUCUAGCCCCACAGGCGGCAGAAAAGAAGUUACCAGCAGAUCAAUGACACCUACUACAGACACUGAACUCUCUCUAUCACUGUCUUCAGGAAGCAGCAUUGCUCUUAGUCCUACACAAGAGUCUAAUGUUGAUGCUCCAAAUUGCAGCAGUAAUGGCAUGAUCCAUUCUGGCACAACGUUUAGAGAUUGGAUCCCAGAGGACAAGAAGGAUGAAAUGCUGCUCAUAUUAGUUCCCCUGAUGCGUGAACUCCAGGUGCAGCUGCAAGAUUGGUCUGACUGGGCCCAGGAAAAGGUGAUGCAGGCUGCCCGAAGGCUGAGCAAGGAGAAGGUUGAGCUCCAAAUUCUGAGACAAGAAAAAGAAGAAGCAGCCUGUCUCCAGAAAGAGAGGCAAACUCUAGAAGAGAAUACCAGGAAGAAGCUUGCUGAGAUGGAACUUGCAAUAUCAAAGGCAAGUGCGCAGGUUGAAAGGGCUAAUGCUGCUGCCCGCAGGCUUGAAUUUGAGAAUACACAGCUAAGGCUUGGAAUGGAAGCUGCAAAACUACAUGCAGCACAAUCAGAGGCAAAUUGUCAAGAAGCUUCAAGAAGGGAGAUGAAGACUCUUAAAAUGUUCCAGUCAUGGGAAAAACAGCAAAUAAUGUUUCAAGAGGAGCUUGCAAAUGAAAAGCAUCAGCUUUCUCAGCUGCAGCAGCAACUUGAACAAGUCAAGGAACUUCAAGAUCAAUCCGAGGCUAGGUGGAGGCAAGAAGAAAAGAUGAAGAAUGAGGCACUUGCAGAGAUCAGUGCUGAAAGAAACGAGUGGGAGCAGAUUGAGACUUCAGCAAAAUCACAGGAAAAUGCAUUAAGAUUGAAAGCAGAAAAUGAUUUGCAAAGAUGCAAAAGCGAUAUUCGCAGGCUUGAGCAGCAGAUUGCGCAAGUAAGGCAAGUCACCAACUUGUCUAUUCUUGCUGCUCCGAGGUGGGGAACAGAAAGAACCUAUGCGUGCCGCCUUUUGGGUGGAAGCAAGAACAUCAAUGCCAAUAUUUUGGCCGACAUAAUGGACUCCCAGGAUUCGGCAUCUGAAGAACUACAACGUGAAAGGGAAUGCGUCAUGUGCUUAUCCGAGGAGAUGUCUGUUGUUUUCCUUCCCUGUGCCCACCAAGUUGUUUGCACCAAAUGCAAUGAGCUCCAUGAAAAGCAGGCCAUGAAAGACUGCCCUUCUUGUAGGACUCCCAUUCAGCGAAGGGUUUCGGUUCGCUUGGCAGACCGUUAGCAUGAAUAUGAUCUCUGUGAAAGUUUCAUAACACCAUGAUUCAUGAUUUGGAAAUAAAUAAGGUAUACUAAACAUCACAGUGAAUUCUGAGCUUUAUACACACUCCUAUGUUGGACUUGUAGCUCCUGAUGGUGUUUCUUCUCAGUGUUGUUAAUGCAUCAUCUUGUGGAGUCGAUGAACUUUGGUCAAUCUACAUGGGAACAUCCGCUUUGCUUUUUCCUUGAUAUUGA
This is a messenger RNA of Musa acuminata subsp. malaccensis (wild Malaysian banana), 2990 nucleotides long. RefSeq names its product putative E3 ubiquitin-protein ligase RF298. Lineage: Eukaryota; Viridiplantae; Streptophyta; Magnoliopsida; Zingiberales; Musaceae. The record is from RefSeq and is a predicted model, not a curated record.